Messenger RNA from Anthostomella pinea, 648 nucleotides. The record is from the annotation of a GenBank genome assembly. NCBI's taxonomy places the organism in Eukaryota, Fungi, Ascomycota, Sordariomycetes, Xylariales, Xylariaceae.
AUGUACCAGAUCACAAUCAACAAGAUCGGUUCUGAUACUCCGCCGGUUGCUUUGGCACGCUACGCCGCAUUAGUGAUCAAACAGUCACGAUGGAACGCUUCCACCAAUAUCGUCACCGUCCCGAUCGAAUUGCAGGCAUCCAACGCAAAAGAGUUCCACACAAAGUUUCUGUCGGCCGGCACGAAAGCGCUGAACAUACCCAAGUCCUGUUUUUCAUACCAUAUGGCUCGAUCCAUCAUCUCGUACCACGCCACCGUUGGGAAAAUCGUGAACAGACUCGGAACAUACUUGAUCAAAGGCUUGUCCAGCAAGCCAUCAAAACAGCGAGAAGAAGGCUGCACAAAAACCGAAAACCACCGGAUCCAGAAAGCCGUACACGUACUGGUCCUAACCUUGGAGACAGCUUAUCUUGAGGGAGACGAUGUAUUUGUCGAGACCACGCUCCGGGAUAUUCUUCCGCCAUGGGAGUAUGACCAGGUCCUGUGCGUCCUGGUAUUGAACUCGUAUGGCGAAGCCAUGCAGUACGUCGGAGGUUCAGAGCGCAACUUGGUGCCCGACCGGCGAACCAGCCAAUUUCGGCAUAUCAACGAAGCAACAUGCCGUAUUCUCAACAGAUUCAGGCUAUAUCGCGGAACCGAGACAGAAUAG